Paramuricea clavata is the source of this 12118-nucleotide messenger RNA. Lineage: Eukaryota; Metazoa; Cnidaria; Anthozoa; Malacalcyonacea; Plexauridae. The record is from the annotation of a GenBank genome assembly.
GGUAUACUGAAGUUAACUAAAGUGAAGGAAAAAAGCAGGGACGAUAGCAACCAGCAACCACGAUGAAGAACACUAGUUGUCUUCUUCUCGUCCUUUGCUUGACAUCUUUUAUAACAGCAAAACACCACCAUCAUAAGAAACUAGGUAUGAUGCUUAUCUUUCAUAGAUUGCUGGACAGUCCUGGUUUACACUAUCAAAGUUUUUCUGAUCAUUUGCAUCAAUGUUUGAGGGAACUAACUCGGUGUUUAACAUAAGUCAGUUUGCCAAAACAUUUCUUACAAAUCCUUCAAAGCUUGGAAUUUACCUAUGCAAAAUUCCCACUGUCAUGAUCACAGAAACUUUGAUAGUGUCAACCAGGCUUAUUAAGAGACCAUCUUAUCGGACACUUUAGUGCACUUUAAGACAUUUAAUAUUUCUAGGUUUGUUUGCGCUAUCAAAGUUCAGUUAUAAUUGUAUCAAAUUAACUUUGAUCACAAACGUUUAAUCAAAAGUCUAUAAAAGAUGUUUGCAGCUGUUUUUGACCAAGAACUUUUUCUCUGAUGAGUAAAAUAACUUGUCAGGGCAAUCCAGAAAUAUGUAUGCAUGCCUUUAACCAUACAUACACUCGUUAAUUAGUAGAUCUGUAAAGAGUAAUUAGUCAAAAUAUUUGAUAUUGGAAUAGCCUGAUUCGAAGACUAAGGGACAUGGUUUUGAAGUACAAAUUUACAUCAAAACGUUUCCCAAGCUAUAACUUAAGAUUGGUCAUCUUUUCUUAGGUCAUAAACACAGGCACAAAGUAAAACGUCAAGAGGAUUCCUACGAGAAUUACCAUGGGCAGAAUGAUCGUCCUGGAUCUGAUGGUAUUGACGAGAGCCAACCAGGUGAGUUUGAGUUUUUAUAUUUAUACUGGGUUGCUUUAUCAAUAUUCUCUCUAAAGGAAUCAUAUACAAUGUCCCAUUUCAUAUUUUUUCCCUCAUAAAUCUCUAGCUUGGUGCGAGGACAACAAAAUGUGCCCAAAUUUCCACAAAUCAGAUUGCAAAACCGAUCCUUGGGUGAUGGUCAAUUGUGCAAGAAAAUGUAACCUGUGUUUGAGUAAGUCUGAGUUGUGUUUUUAAAAAUAUAGAAUGGAUUAAAACGUUAUGUACACUAGACAGCUUUAUCAGUUCUAAACUGUGGUCCCUAUAUGGAUCAAUUACAGACAAUUCCUUAUUUACUACAGUAUAGUGUUGUACUAAACCACAAACGGGCCAAUUUCGGCUUGUCUUUUUUGCAGAAAAUGUUAAACCUAGACGCUUUAGUGCACUUUAAGACCUUUAAUUUAUAGAUAUUUCUGGGUUUGUUUCAAAGUUCAGAUACAAUUAAAUUAACUUUGACCACAGACUUUUAAUCAGAAGUCUAUAAAAUGAAUGUUAAGGGCUGUUUUGAUCAAGAACUUUCUCUGUGAAGAGUGAAAUCGUUAGGAACCAUCCAGAAAUAUGCCUGAGCCUCCCGUUUGGUUAAUAUAGAUCUGUAUAACUUUCACUAAUCAUAUUAUUUCAUGGUGGAAGCGGGUUAUUAAACGAAUAAAAGAAAUGGCUUUGAAGCACAAACUUGCAUCAAAAUUCGUCCCAAGCUGUAACUAAAGAUUGACUGUCGUCUUUUCUUAGGUGAUAAACAUAAAGUAAAACGUCAAACGAAUUCCUACGAGAAUUACCUUGCAACGACACCACAGGAAAGUUCAGUAACUGGACAAAAUGAUCAAUAUGGUACAGCACAAUAUAGCAGCCCUGGUUCUGAAGGCAUUGAUGAAAGCCAACCUGGUGAGUUUUUAUGUUUAUACUGGGUUGCUUCAUCAAUAUUCUCUCUAAAGGAAUCAUACAAUGUCUCAUUACAUCUUUUUCCCUCAUAAAUCUCUAGUUUGGUGUGAGGACAACAAAAUGUGCCCAAAUUUCCACAAAUCAGAUUGCAAAACCGAUCCUUGGGUGAUGGUCAAUUGUGCAAAAAAAUGUAACCUGUGUUUGAGUAAGUCUGAGCUGUGUUUUUGAUGAUGUAAAAUUGAUCUAUCAGUUCUCCCUUGCGUCAAGUACAGACAAUUCCUUAUUUAUACUGUUGUACUAAACCACAAACCCAAGUUAAUUCUGACUUGUCUUUUUUACAGAAAAUGCUGCAUCUGCAGGUCAAACUUCAACAACUCAACAAAAUCCCAAGAGUCAAACUAACGCUGCUGCAAGCCAAGCGACAUCUAGCACAACACAGUCGUCAACUGCUGGAAGUCAGACUGCUGCUGCCAUUAACCAAUCAGAUGCCGCAUACAGCCAAACCACUACAUAUCCCAGCCAAUCAAGUGCGGAUAACAGUCAGUCUAAUGCUUCUGUAAGCCAAUCAAAUGUUUACGGAAGUCAAGCAAGUGGUAACACUAACCAAUCGAGUACUGCAUCCCAACAAACCACUACUCAGAGUCAAGCAGAUACUCAGUCGAGCCAAUCUAACGCUUACGGAAGUCAAGUGAGCACUAGCCAGCAAAAUACUGCAAACAGGGAAACGACCCAGAACCCCAGCCAAUCGUAUGCGGAGCAAAGUCAGACUACGGCUAAACCAGACCAAUCCACCCCAGCUACGAAUCCAGUAUUAGAUAAAGACUCUAAGCAACCUUCAAAUCCAGCAGCAACCACAACAUCGACUCAAAACCAAGCAACAUACCCUAGCAGUUCAUCCUAUUCUUCACCUAAUGAUGAACUCCAAGUUGCCAAAGGAACAAAUCCUCAAGCCACCACAAACUCUGCAAAUUCUCCAGCUAUUCCAUCAACCAAUGAUGCAACUGCUGAUAGUUCUAAGCAAACUGCAGCUGGUCCAAGUCAAAGUGCCAACCCGGCAGCCACUACACCCACAAGUCAGGCUAACACUGCUCAAGCCGACCAGACUAAGUCCAAAGAUGCCACGUACUCCGCUGACAGUGCUAAACAGACUACAGCAAAUCCAAGCCAGACUGACAACCCUUCAGCAACUACACCUUCUAGUCAGCCUAACACAGCUCAAGCCGACCAGAGUAAGUCGAAAUAUGCUUCGUACCCAACUGACAGCUCUAAACAAAUUACAGCAAAUCCAAGCCAGAAUGACAACCCGGCAAGUACUACACCCGCAAGUCAGGCUGACACAGCUCAAGCCGACCAGACUAAGUCAAAAGAUGCCACAUACUCAGCUGACAAUGCCAAACAAACCACGGCGAAUCCAAGUCAAGCUGACAGCCCGGCAAGUACUACACCUUCAAGCCAGACGAACACAGCUCAAGCCGACCAGACUAAGUCAAAAGAUGCCACAUACUCAACUGACAAUGCCAAACAAACCACGGCGAAUCCAAGUCAAGCUGACAGCCAGGCAAGUACUACACCUUCAAGCCAGACGAACACAGCUCAAGCCUCGUUUCAAGGAGAAUCGACAAACAUAAAGGAAUCUAACUAUGCAUCCUAUGCUCAAGAUUCAAAAGAAAGGCCGGCGUCAACUGAUACACCAUUGUAUGCUGAUAAUACUCAAUCUUAUUCCAACAGUCCUGAAUCUUCGUCACAAAAUUCCAACUCAAAAAGCUCGUCAUACUUUACAUCCUCAACCGAUCAAACCAAACCGAAUCCAGGAUCACAGUCCACCACCACCGACAACAAGUUGCAUUAUAGUUAUACGAUGCAAAUCGAGGAUCUCCCGCAGUCGAAACAAGUCAGCGGUGACAAUGAUGAGAGCAAGCAGCGAAAGAGACCGUUACUUGAUGAAGAAGAUAUUAAUAUUACUUUGCCCAAUGCGAACGAGAAAAAGAAGAGAUUGAAGGACUCCUCGAAAGAAAAAGAAAGUAAGUUGGUCAUAAAUUUUUUUCGCGUGAUAAAUUGUCCUGAAUGCGUGAUUCUCUACCUCUGUGUAGAAAAUCACGGAUUGCAGAUGCAGUUAGCACGCAGUUCCUUACUCCUGAGAUAAGCCUGGUACUGUAGGUGAAGGGUAGAGUAUUAUUAAUACCGUGCUUUGAUUUGGCGCGGAUGAGAAGUCAUGUUAGUAGAGCUCCGGUUCAUUCACUCCGUGAUUCGAGGGGUUUUUCUCUUACACGCAUAAAGAUCUCACGACUUGUUAACAACAAGUGUCGCAUUGUAUGUUCCCAGUUGUUACAAGUUGUUAUCAUCUUGGAACACGGUUAAUGAGGCCAAUAGACUCCUAACAAGUUGUUCCAACAAGUCUGAUAUCGUCUGCACGUAACAAGUUGUUAACCAGUUGACGACAACAAGCUCGUAGCAACUUUGUUACGAACACCUGUUAAUGUCUUGUUGGAACAGCUUGUAGCAAGUCUGCAAACAACGUUUAAUAGAUGUUUAUUAUUUUAAAACUAAUGUCGAAUCAUGUAUUUUCCCUUGAAGGUGAUUGGUGUAAAGAUGAGAAGAAAUGUUCUACAAUGAACGAAACAGAUUGCAGUAAAGACUGGAUGCAAUUGAACUGUCCAAAACGAUGUGGAAUAUGUGGAGGUAUGUAAGAUCUCUCUCAAUUUAAUAUUUUUUAAUUUACAGUAUAUAUUUAUGAUGCAAUCAUGGAGACAUGAUCUUUCGGUUAUAAAAAUAAUUAUAUUAUACCAAAGGUUCUUCGGAGACAACUUCUGCUAAACCUGAUCAGAAUGGAGGAGCCAGCGUGAUUGAACCAAAGGAGACGACUCACAAGGGAUAUGUGGAAGAUAUUCGGGUCACUUUACCGUCCGGACUGGUGGCUGGCGAAGGUAUAGGUAAUUAAUUCAUUAAUUCCGUCUAUCUAAUGCCUGGUAAUUAUGUUUGUUGAGAGAAAGGUGUUAAUGAGUGUUGCUUCUUUCAGAUUGCAAAGAUCAUGUGGAGUGUAUUGAAUAUCCAGUCUCAUCUUGUAAUAACCGAUGGAUGAAACAAAACUGUCGCAGUAAAUGCGCUCUCUGUGAAGGUGAGUUCUUUUGCAUUCUUGAUGGAUGAGAAACUUAACUGAGAUUGUACAAAUUGUAUAGUGAUAAUUUAGAGAAACAAUACUGAUAGAUCUUUUUCGUUUUACUCUCUGAUUUAGGUAAAAGUAAAACCUUGCCACAAACCAAAACUGAGGAAUAUACCUUGGGAAAAACUGAUGAUUCGUCUGGAGGUAAGAAACAUCAUAAUUACUCUUGGCAGGUUUCAUUAACUGUUUCUCUUACAUUAAAGCUGGAUAGCUCUAGCAGUUCUAAACGUGUCUCGUAAAAGGUCCAGUAAGGACCUACUCUUGUUGGUCUAGUAUUAAUAUUACUAUAGGAGGAAACCGGAGAAUUUGGAGAAAAUCUGGUGUAUAACUUGAAACUUGACGGGGUAAAACUUGUAUUUGAGAAGAAGUUAUAGUCAUACAACUCUGUACUGCAGGAAUCGAACGCCAUUUUCUGAAAAUAAAGGUACAUGAAAUGGUAGUGUGCCACUAAAAUCCAAGACACUAAAGUGAGAUCUUAUCUGAUAAACAUAUUUCUAUUUAGUAUGCUAUUAUGAUGGCAUUCCUCACGAGCAUGGUAGCAAGUGGUCACCAGGUCCUUGCUCCCCAGAAUGCACAUGUCAAAAUGGCAAUGUCCGCUGCACAGUGAUUCAAUGUCCCAAGCUCACUUGCAGUAAACAAGUGAAGAAAAGAUGGAGGUGUUGUCCUGAAUGCACAAAUGAAGGUAGUUGUUCAUUGGAGAUUUUUAUAUUUUCGAAUUAGAAAAAGAACUGACUCAACGAUAGCGGGAUUUGUUUAUCCAGGACAGAAGAUGCUAAUCUUUUAUUGUCUUUCAUUGUUCGUCUUAAGCCAGUUUUCCACUAGGCGGAAUUUUGCUCGCGGAGCGGAAUUUUUCCUUGUCUUGGAUUUCUCGGGUGGAACUAAUUAGAAAAGACAAAGAAAAAUUCCGCUCCGCGCGCAAGAUUCCGCCUAGUGGAAAACCGGCUUUAGGCCGUUUAAGUAGGAGCCGGACAAACAUCGUAUAUGUUUGGAUGAGACCGACUCGAAAAUCGUUUUAGUUUACUUCACGUAUUUAAAAAAUUCAGCCAAUGACCAAUGUUGUUAAUCUGCCCUGUUGUUGCGUAUUAUCAGCAUUAUUCCAAAAUUCAUUCCGCUCCAAAAUCGUUCCGGCCUGGAAGAUCUCAGUACGACAGUCCAUUUCGCCCGGGCUUACUGAAACUAAGUGAUAUUACGUCUCGUAGAUGUUUAUAAUAUCAUACCAAAUUUUGAUCUGGAGAGAAAAUGGGGCGAUUGCGUUGGUAUGUGAGAAUAUUUGAAGAGAGACGAGCAUUAGAAAACAAACAAAGACAACAAAACGGCCGAAAUUCACGAUUAUAAUAACGAAGAAGUAAAAAAACAAAACAACAGAAACAACACGUGUCACAGCUGUAAAAAAACAACAACGGCAAAAACAAAAAUAUUUAAUACAAUGUUACGAAGCACAACAACAACAGCAAUAUCAACAGCAACGACGACCACAGCAACAGCGAUAACCACGACCACGACAAAAAUGACAACGUGAACAAGAACAACAAUGUCAACAAUGAUGAUAGCAACAACAUCAACAACAACAACAACGAUCAAAACAACAUCAGCAACAACGACAACAACGACGACGACAACAACAACAACACAACAACAACAACAACAACAACAACAUCAGCAACAACGACGACGACAACAACCACAACAACAACAACAACAGCAACAGCAACAGCAACAGCAACAGCAACAGCAACAACAACAACAACAACAACAACAACAACAACGACAAAACAACAUCAGCAACAACGACGACAACAGCGACAACAACAACAACAACAACAACAACAACAACAACAACAACAACAACAACAACAACAACAACAACAACAACAACAACAACAACAACAACAACAACAACAACAACAACAACAACAACAACAACAACAACAACACAACAGCAACAGCAACAGCAACAACAACAACAACAACAGCAACAACAGCAACAACAACAACAACAACAACAACAACAACAACAACAACAACAACAACAACAACAACAACAACAACAACUGCUACACCAAAAUAAAUGGUUGGGAAGAUGACGUUGCGACCAAACUGACAGAACGUAUAUUAGCGCUUUUAGAACAAGAAGUGUUCGUCGUCAACCAGUUUUAAUUAAGCAAGAUGGAAGGGAAUAACCUAUUCUUAGAUUUGUAAUUUUCGUAUAUUUCUUCUGUAGAGCCAAAACCAGUCACAACAAAAAUCGUACAUUAUAUUACGAAGAAACCCAAGAAGAAAGCACACAAACACCACACGAAACAAUACCAUCCAACAACGCAUGACAAACACAAGAAACAGCCCAAGACCUUCCUCAAAACUGGACAGGAAACACAGAAUGCUUAUCAAGAGAAUUCACAUGUUGUUUCCAUGCCGUUUGCAAACGUGAGCAAAUCACAGGAGGAAAUCGAGGCUGAAGAAGAGGAGAUCUUGAGAAAAUAUGGAGGUAAAGAUUCUGAGGAGGAAAACGAUACUGAACCAGGUAAGACUAUCAUUUCUUUACGUUUUCUGUAUCUUUCCAGGCUGUUUACGUUGUAUACAGGACACACAAUUUAUUGCUAUAAAACCUCCUCGGUCGUUAAAAAAUCCUGUUCUAUUUACGAAGGAUAGAUAGAUAGUUAGAUAGAUAGAUAGAAAACUUUAUUUAGCCACGCCAUAGUUAAUAUAUAUGACAUGGUUUGGAAACCCUUUGUUUUAGGUGAUUGUGUACCUUGUGCAGGGUCACGGUUGAAAAAUCCUUUGUCUUUCUACUGUUUGACAAUAGUCAGUUCAGAAAGCUUGGCGAAGGGAAUGGGUACCAAAUAUUUGUUUUGCCUACCAGGGCUAUAUCGCAAAUAACGAAGUAUUACCACCAUUUUUCGAUGGAGAAUGUUUGUGUUACAUCGUUUGGUCAAUUCUCAUUGAUUAAAACCAAUAUGUGCAGGGUCAAACUGACUGUUCAACCUCCAUGUUUGUUUAUAGCGUAAUUUCUUUGAAGUUUGCCGGGUUUCCUAACCAGGUCUUAUAACAACCAUGCCCAGGCUAUCAAUCGAAGCUGAUUUCCAUAGGGGGCGUAUCAUAAGAAAAAUUACAGUAGUAUAAGCGAAAUAUUACAUAAAUAGUUAUAAAUAUGAGGUAUAGUAACAAGAAGUACAAAUUAGCUAGAUAGUAGGAAUGGUAGAAUAAUUAUUUACAAGUAGUAGAACAAGUAGUCUUAGAAAAUAUGAGCAGCAAUUUUCUUUUGAAAGCUUGACAGGGAUUGGCUUUCCCUGAUUUCAUUUGGAAUAGAGUUCCAUAGUUUAGCACCAUCAUACAUGAAACUAUUUUUCAUGCUAUUGGUGCGUGGUUCAGUCUAUUGAUGAAAACAGUUUAGGGGGAAAAUAAAGGACGUUUUUAAGAGAACGAAGGAAUUCUAUUUGGAAGUAAGCAACAUAGUUAGGUAUGCACAAUUGUAGUAUGUCCUGCACAGAAAGUUACAACUCUCUCCUGAUUUUUCCACUGUUACCAAUUGUUAAAUUUGCACUAUAUUUAUUGUGGGGUUGACAUCCUUCGUUUCGCAACUUUUGAGGAAUUUUUACAAAGAUUCAAAAAAGUCACUAUCGGGCGUUAGUGCUAUCUAACAGAUGAUUUAUCUAACAGAUGAUUUACGAUAUUAUAAUUUUGAUAAUUUAUCGUUUUCAGAAGCGUUGGAUGGCGGUUACACUGAAUGGUCAGCGUGGAGCAAGUGUCUUGCGUUGUGUGGCGGUGGGGUACAGGAACGAUUUAGAAAGUGUUCACGCCCUCCUCCCGCUUUUGGUGGUCUGGACUGUCGCCAUAUUGGACCUGCGCUCGAGUCACGUGAAUGUAAUAAUGCCCCAUGCCCAGGUAAGAGUGUAUAAUUGAACCUGUGUUAAGCGGUCACUCGCUGUGAUUUUGCAAGUGACGGGCAGGUCUAGUUAAAUUUUUGUCGACAAAGUGGACUUCGGAUUGCAAAUUACCAGUAACCGAAGUUCAAGUUAUGAUAUUUUAAUUUGGGCUAGUAUUCCAAAGGUCGUAGGUUCGAUUCCCACCGUGGCCGGGCAUAUUUUUCAAGCUCGCCCGGUGUGGAUAUCCACUCACUCAGAGUAACAUCACAAACAUCAUAUUCACCUGAGUACACAACACCAACACAGAAAAAAUCAUAUUACUAGAUUACAUUGGUAUCGAAGGAACUAGAUUCUGUUCCGAAAUAUCACUUACUCGAACCGACCUGACCGCGUAGCUCAGUUGGCAGAGCAUUGGGCUAGUAUUCCAAAGGUCGUAGGUUCGAUUCCCACCGUGGUCGGGUAUAUUUUUCAAGCUCGUCCGGUGUGGAUAUACACUCAGAGUAACAUCACAAACAUCAUAUUCACCCGAGUACACAACGCCAAUACCAACACCAACACAGAAACAAACAAUUGAGUUGUUAACUUAAAUUAAUGUAAGCUGUCAAAUUUUAGCUUAUAGAAGGUGACCGCUUCCAAAUUAAUUGUUAGUACAAGCUCAACAAACUUUUGUUUCAUUUCUCUAGUUCACGGCAGGUAUAGCGGCUGGAGUGCUUGGCCCGAAUGUAGCUCAAGUUGUGGUGGUGGCGUCACGACUCGAUCGCGCGUGUGCGAUAAUCCUUCACCCAAAUAUGGUGGCAAAGAUUGCAGCGCAGGAGAUCGUGGAGACAGCUUUUUCAAUCACGGCGAGGAAUAUUGGGAGGGCACCAUGUUCAUGUUCUCUUCAGUCGUCCCACUGGAUACGAACGGUCAUAUGAACAGAAAAAUAACCUCUCCUACUUAGGUUACUCCCUAAGGCAAUUGGGCUGGUAUGAACGGGUUCAUUUCAAACUGAAUACUUUUAAAGUGAGUUCCAUUAUAGGGGUAACAUUUUUCUUCCAGGCGCAGAUUUGUUCACCCCAUGGUCUGAAUGGACCGAGUGUGACAAAAAAUGCGGGGGUGGUGUCAGCUUCAGGAAAAGGACUUGUACCAGUCCUCUACCAAAUGGAAACGGUUAUGAUUGCAGCUUACGUGGUUCUGUCACUCAGACGAGGAAAUGUAGCAUGGAACCAUGUGCAAGUAAGAUUUGUCAAAACCUCACUAAGCUAACUUUAAUUAUUUAUGCUGGAUAGUCUAAGGGCCAUAUAAUUGGUACAAUGUUACUGCAGGAAGUUGCUAACUUUAGUUAUACAAUGGUAGUAACUUUAGUUAUACUGGAUUCAAACUGUUUUCUUUAAUGUUUUCUUCAACUUUUUUUUCUUUCUCUGAAGACGGUCCGAGUACAUGGGGCGAAAGCUUAGAAUUAAAUUAAUUAAAUACAUGGUGUAACCACUAAUUGUUUCUUAUUUUUGGAUUCAAACUGUUCUAAACUGUUUUCCUAGAGAUGCAACUACUUAAAAAAUAUAAGGAGAGUUGCAUCUCUACCAACGAAAGCUUGUUCAUGCUAUUGGCACUAGACUUCAAGUCAAUAUUUUAAUAUUUACCUAUUAGUCAACGGAGGUUACACACCAUGGACUGAAUGGUCAACUUGUUCCCGGAGUUGCGGUCCUGGGAUCACUUCUCGGCAUCGAACUUGUACCCAACCCGUACCAUCGGCGAAUGGUAAAGAUUGUUCAGUCGUCGGAGAAGCUUUCCAACAGAAAGUGUGCUUCUUGAAAGAUUGCAAAGGUACAAUGAAUUUGAGGAAUUGAUUUUAGAACUAACGAGCUAACAUACUAAUGAACUAGCUAAUUAACUAACUAACAAAUUAACCAGUUAACUAAUUAACAAAUUAACUGACCUGAUAAUUACUACCUAACUAGCUAACUAACUUACCUACGGACGAACAAACCAGCUAAUUACCUAGCUGACUAACUUACAAAUCAUCUACGUACCUACUUAAUUAACUAGAUAACUAAUUAGUAACUUACCAACCAGCUUGCCAAUUAACUAACUAACUACGUACUAAUUAACUACCUACCUACCUACCUAACUGAUUAACUAACCAACAUGAAUUAACUACCUAGUUAACUAAUUAACUUAGUUGACUAACUUACAAACCAUUUACCUACCUACUUAAUUAACUAAGUAACUUACCAGCCAGCUUGCCAAUUAAUUACAGUAACUAAUUGAUUCGGUAAGUGACUAUCCAAUUCACAUUACAGCCAACGAUACGUCUGUCUUGCUGCUCUACUACGAUCUAAUAGCAGUUAUUUCACUUAUGUUCCAGGUUCAGGUCGAUGGACUGAUUGGUCAGGCUGGAAUAAAUGUACCGUGUCGUGUGGGGGUGGUUUACAAUCUCGUACUAGGAAAUGUGUUGGCAAGACAAAAUGUGAAGGAAAUGACCGCCAGAGUCAACUAUGUAACGCAUAUCAUUGUCCAAGUAUGUGGUUUUCUAUCUUCAUUAUAUGAUGUGCACUAUCAAGUAUAUGUUACGAAAGUGCAAACACAUUGCGUGAUCGGGCUUUUAGGAGAAAAUUGUGUUGAAUUGUUGUGUUUAAUCAAACCCUUUGAUCAAUAAGAUUGUUUUGAAUAAUUGGCAUCGUCCUGAACCACUUUAUUUCACUGCAUUGUUCACAUCAAGUGAACUGUUAGGGAGAGCUCAAGUUUUAAUUCAAAUCUAAAGCCUUGUCAAACAAGAAUAUAGUUGAUGAUAAUUGGAAGUCCCGAAUUGUUACAAGGCAUGUUUCAAGCACUAGAUUAACAAAAAAAUUCUUACAUUCACAUCAUUUCUCUCUCUAGUUAACGGCAAAUUCACAGAAUGGUCAUCCUGGUCUGCUUGCUCCAAGUCCUGUGGCGAGGGCAAGUCGACAAGAAGCAGGAAGUGCGAGAGUCCUUCGCCCAAAUUUGGUGGAAAAUCUUGUACCGUGCAAGGACUGGGCCCUAGUGAAGAACAGCAAAAGUGCAACGUCAGAGAUUGCCAAGGUUUGCAUUGUAACUGAAGACUAGAUUUACCUUUAUUGACACGUAUGCUUAACAACGUAUCGGAGAGUAACCAAUCAUUUCUCUUCAUAGUGUCAAGUGACGGUGGAUACAGCCAAUGGACUGCAUGGACCCAGUGUUCUAUGACCUGUGGAGCUGGAACAAUGUCCCGUUACCGAACCUGCGAUAACCCACGUCAGCAGGGUACUGGCAAGGAUUGCACAAAACUUGGUGUUGCCGCACAAAGUAUUCCGUGCUUCACUAUGGAUUGCCCCAGUAAGUAG